UACACUUCUCACACUGAACAACAAGUUUCACACAAACGUCUCACUAUAUAUCAACUCUAGCUGGAUUUCAACACACAGUCGGUCAGACUAGAGGAAGUUCACAAACACAGGAGGAGCUGAUAGUGUUUAGAGGAAGAGCUGUAACUAUAUAUAAUGAAGAGAAAGACGGACAGAAACAGAAAAUGGCUAAUAAGUGUGAUCUGUGUCUGCUGGGACUGAUCAUUCUCUCUUCACUUCUCACAGGUACCAGUGGAGUGAAUGAUGAGAAUGUGUUCAUCAGUUCUGGUGAAAAUGUCCGUCUGCCCUGUAAUAAUGCUCUUUCUGACUGUACAUCAUCAACUACAUGGAUCUACUAUAACAGUGUCAGACAUUCAGUAGCAGUUGAACUGAUUACUAAAGGGAUAAAGAAGAAAGACACAGAGAGACAUGAGAGACUGAGUCUGGGGUCUGACUGCUCUCUGAACAUCAAGAACGUCACAGAAGAAGAUUCUGGAUUUUACAGCUGCCAACAAUGGACAGGUCCAAAAAGAGACCAAAAACAAGGACCUGAUGCACGUGUUUCUCUGCAUGUUCUUCAUGCUGAAGAUGAUUCAACGACAGCAGUGAUUCCAGUCCACAUCACAAACUCAACUAGAAACACACCAGAAACUACAGCUCAAGAUGAUACAAGAACAGCAGUCACAAACUCAACUACAAACACACAAGUCGCAGUGAUUUCUGUCGCUGCAGUCGCUGUUUUCCUUCUUGCUGUUCUCUGGCUGAUCUGCAGAAAAACAGCUGAUAGUAAAAGAGGGACAGUCGACUCUGCGGUCAAAGAUGAGAAUGAACAUAAAGGGACGUAUGAGACGAUCAACACGUCCAUUCCUCCUGCUGCCAGAGCCAAUGAGCAGACAGAUGAUCAUGUGACUUAUUCUGAGGUCACUUUCUCCAAUAAAAAGCCAGUAAAAUCAGUGGAUGAUCAUAUUGAUACAGUGACUUAUGCUGCCAUCAGAUGAACAGAAGAUGAACCGCAGGAUGAACUUUAUUCUCUGUCAACAAGAAGAAGACCUUCACAAAUAAACAUUAAUGACACAGAUCAUGAGCUCAACAUAUCAGGAGCAGACGGGACGUUUGGAAGAAUUGUACUGUGUAUUUCAAUGUGAACAAGCAGAUAUUUGUUGAAUGUCCCGUAAAUAUAUAAAUGAGGUUUAUUGUGAAUCAUCAUCUGGUCUGAGAAUCUCAUCUACACUAUAUUGCCAAAAGUUUUGGGACGCCUGCCUUUACAUGCACAUGAACUUUAAUGACAUCCCAUUCUUAAUCCGUAGUGUUUAAUAUGGAGUUGACCCACCCUUUGCAGCUAUAACAGCUUCAACUCUUCUGGGAAGGCUUUCCACAAGGUUUAGGAGUGUGUUUAUGGGAAUUUUUGACCAUUCUAGAAGCACAUUUGUGAGGUCAGGCACUGAUGUUGGCGAGAAGGCCUGGCUCACAGUCUCCGCUCUAAUUCAUCCCAAAGGUGUUCAAUCGGGUUGAGGUCAGGACUCUGUGCAGGCCAGUCAAGUUGCUCCACACCAAACUCGCUCAUCCAUGUCUUUAUGGACCUUUCUUUGUGCACUGGUGCGCAGUCAUGCUGGAACAGGCAGGGGCCAUCCCCAAACUGUUCCCACAAAGAUGGGAGCAUGAAAUUGUCCAAAAUGUCUUCGUAUGCUGAAGCAUUAAGAGUUCCUUUCACUGGAACUAAGGGUCAAGCCCAACCCCUGAAAAACAACCUCACACCAUAAUCCCCCCUCCACCAAACUUUACACUUGGCACAAACAGUCAGGCAAGUACCGUUUUCCCGGCAACCACCAAACCCAGACUCGUCCAUCGGAUUGCCAGACAGAGAAGCGUGAUUGGUCACUCCAGAGAACACGUCUCCACUGCUCUACAGUCCAGUGGCGGCGUGCUUUACACCACUGCAUCCGACGCUUUGCAUUGCACUUGGUGAUGUAAGGCUUGGAUGCAGCUCAGCCAUGGAAACCCAUUCCAUGAAGCUCUCUACGCACUGUUCUUGAGCUAAUCUGAAGGCCAUACGAAGUUUGGAGGUCUGUAGCUACUGACUCUGCAGAAAGUUGGCGACUUCUGCGCACUGUGUUCCUCAGCAUGCGCUGACCCCGCUCUGUGAUUUUAUGUGGCCUACCACUUAGUGGCUGAGUUGCUGUUGUUCCCAAUUGCUUCCACUUUGUUAAUGUAUCACUAACAGUUGACCAUGGAAUAUUUAGUAGUGAGGAAAUGCCCCCCCAUAUUUUUCCCGGUGUGAUCCGUCAGCUCCAGUUGACGUUUUCCCACGUUCAUUUCCCACGUUCCCCUCCGUCUCGCACACAGUUGAACGUGCAAGUCUUUCAAAGACACUCCUUUGCCCCCUGAGCGCGCAGGCCUUUCAAAGAUACUCCUUUAAGCGCGUGCACCGUCCAUGGUCAUAAAAAUUCGGCUGCACACGGCCACUGUUCAGAGAGUCAAAGCUAGUCCACAGUCUAGUAAACAUUUCUUGCUUGUGCUGACUGAAAACACAUGAGAAACAUCAUGAGACAGGAGAGACUCGGACAUUGCAGUACUGAACACUGAACAGUCCAUGCAUGUGGAUUUGGAUAAAAUUAAAUUAAUCAAUUUGAUUCCAUGCCCUAUAACGUCGUUUAUCCCUUCACAGUGGCAUAUAGCGGACGGGCAUGCAGGGCUAUUAAAUUAUUUUUCUUAUUAUCAUGCUACUUUUAUUAUUAAAUAAAUAUUGCAAUUCAUUUGCCCCACAAUAUCAUAGCGCUUCACCGCAUAACCGACGCACAGCGAGGACAAUAAAAUAUUAGUUAGAUAGCUCCUCAUUUAAAGAACUUGUUUAACACGAAAUACUUCUCGAUUCACGGAAAAUACUUUUUUUUCCUCACUAUGGGCCACAAGAGAAAUAUUAAGAAAAUAAAUUAGAUUAAUUUCUCAUCGUCUCUAAGAGAACAUGCGCCGUUAAUGCAGCGUCGGAUGCCAAAUGCUCAGUCCAUUUUUACUUUCAGAUUCUGUAGUGAAUAACUGACUGGAGUUUGAGACUUCUUCACCCGUUUGCACAUUGUUUGUGUGAUAUCAACGGGCUCACCUUCAUGGUUUAAAAUGGAAAUAUUUUUAAUAUUGCGACGUGGCAUUUUUCUUUAUCACCAGUUGCUCGCAAAAUGAUGGACACUGAUUCACAUAUCGUCCACGUGAUUGAAACACCUGAAUUCAAUGAUUUGGAGGGGUGUCCCAAUACUUUUGGCAAUAUAGUGUACAUAUAGAAUGCUGCAUUAAACAAUAUUGGUCAGGAAAAAAAUAAAUAAAUAUAAAAAUAAAUCAACUCCAUAGCGGAAGUGAUCAAGGGCUUUGGAUAUUCCAGUUCAGCCCAUUGCAAAGGUUCCUCCAGUAGUGGGCAGUCAUGCAACUUAUCUCCCGGACAUCCUGUAGAAUUCGACUUCAAAAAUCCUGAAGUGUUUCCAGUUAAAGGGUUAGUUCACCCAAAUUUAUGUCAUUAAUUACUCACCCUCAUGUCAUUCCACACCCGUAAAGCCCGGGAUACACUGCACGAUUUUAGCAAUCCUAUAAGAUCAUUACAAAUCACACUGUGCGACAUGGAUCUAUUAAACUUGGGUACGACAAGCAUAGACUGCACGAUGAUGACACCUGUUGACUCGUAGGCUACGAUGCAAGUUUCUAUAGAAGAUUAAAAUGUCAUCAGCAUGUGCUAAUGGUAAACAAAAAGACCAUGUUGAAUCACGUUGGCAGUUGUAGUUUUUAUGUGUGCUGAAAAAAAAAAAGGAAGCGGUGAAAGAAGAAGGGAAAAGAGCUUUAAGUAAGCAGUUUUAAAUUUUAAUGCUUUGGUCGCAAGACCGGGAAAACGGCCGUCUUUAAACCUCUCUCACUGUACGACCUAGGACCACCGAUUAAGAGCCACAGUCACAGAAAUCGCCAGGAUUGUUUCACGAUGACAAUCUUUCGUCUGGGACAGCCAAAAAUCGUGCAGUGUAUCCUGGGCUUAAGACCUUCGUUCAUCUUCAGAACACAAAUUAAGAUAUUUUUGAUGAAAUCCGAUGGCUCAGUGAGGCCUCUAUUGCCAGCAAUGUCAUUGAACCUCUCAAGAUCCAGAAAGGUACUAAAAACUUAUUUAAAACAGUUCAUGUGAGUACAGUUGUUCAACCUUAAUAUUAUAAAGCGACAAGAAUACUUUUUGUGCACCAAAAAAAAUAGUGACUUUUCAACAAUUUCUAGUGAUGGCCGAUUUCAAAACACUGCUUCGAAGCUUUACGAAUCUUUUGUUUCGAAUCAGUGGUUCAGAGCGCCAAAGUCACGUGAUUUACAAUAUUAAGGUAGAACGACUGUACUCACAUGAACUGUUUUAAAUAUGUAUUUAGUACAUUUUUGGAUCUUGAGAGGUUCAGAAGCAGCAGAAAAUAUGUCAUAUCACUGUCCCACUCUAAAAAGAAACAAAAACGUGAUUUUUUUUUUUUCCCUCCCUUUUUUGUGUUGUUGUCACAUUAGUGCUGUGAAAUGAAUACCUGUGUGAUCCUCUGAAGAUUCAUCAUUGUACUGAUUCCUGGCAGACUUCAGCAAACUCAUAUCACAUAUCGCAAACCCCCUUGUAACAAUCUGUUCAUAGUAUUAAUAAAAGUCAGGGGUUAGAGCAGUUUCCUGAAGGUCUUACGGGUUUGAAAUAACAUGAGGGUGAGUAAUUAAUGACAGAAUUUUCAUUGUUGGGUGAACUAUCCCUUUAAAACAGACGGAAGAUAAAUUAUACAUAUUUAUUUUAUUUUGUUUUGUUCUUUUUACCAUUAUCAUGACUGUCCUUAACAACAAAGCAAAUCCCUUCCACUGUGGAUAAUUCUGCAAACACUGUUUCAUCCACCUCAGUGCCAGAGUCAUCUUCCACUGAAAUCUUGUUCACAGGGAUGGAGAACUUUACUCGACCGAGUGAUGUUUAAAAGCAACAUAACAUGGUACAUUGUUUAAAUGGCAAAAUAUAAUGACCACCACUUAAGGCUGAUUUAUACUUCUGCGUCUGACCUACGCUGGAGCCUCUGCACCAUAGGCUAUGCGUCUGUUUCGUUGUAUACGCGUCAACGUGAAUGCAGACCACUAGUAGACAGUGUCAACAGUCCCUCUUUUAUUAUCUGAGAAUUUAUGAUAAAACACACAUGAAAAACAGAAUGUAACAAUAAGAUGUUGUUUAACCAUUAAAACGAAUUAUAAAAAUGA
Ctenopharyngodon idella (grass carp) is the source of this 5220-nucleotide messenger RNA. RefSeq lists its product as uncharacterized. Lineage: Eukaryota; Metazoa; Chordata; Actinopteri; Cypriniformes; Xenocyprididae. The transcript is spliced from 9 exons. Gene Ontology annotation, biological process: T cell activation; interleukin-15-mediated signaling pathway; positive regulation of ERK1 and ERK2 cascade. Gene Ontology annotation, cellular component: external side of plasma membrane; membrane raft. Gene Ontology annotation, molecular function: protein tyrosine kinase binding; MHC class II protein binding. Bases 183 to 995 code for a protein of 270 amino acids. The record is from RefSeq and is a predicted model, not a curated record.